GACAUUCCACCAUUCACACAUCUAGGAAAAAGUCAGCCGGCGUAAUACUGGAACCUUUAUUGAUUCAAGACAAGGCAGUGCGCUGAGACAGUGGUUUGCCACAUGUUGUUGUCUUCACAAUAAUUUAAUAUUUGGUCAAUUGUAUUCUUUAAGGCUUCACCAUGCCGCAGAGCUGCCGAUAUUAUAAGGAGAAAUAUCCUGAGGUGGAGGAUGUUGUAAUGGUAAAUGUUCGAAGCAUUGCAGAGAUGGGUGCCUAUGUUCACCUUCUGGAAUAUAACAAUAUUGAAGGCAUGAUCCUUCUCUCAGAAUUGUCGAGGAGACGUAUUCGUUCCAUCAACAAGCUUAUUAGAGUAGGUAAAACAGAACCAGUUGUUGUCAUCCGAGUGGACAAGGAGAAAGGAUAUAUUGAUCUGAGUAAGCGAAGAGUGUCACCUGAGGAUGUGGAGAAAUGUACAGAACGGUUUGCGAAAGCCAAGGCUGUGAACUCUAUUUUACGCCAUGUUGCUGAACUUCUCAAUUAUGAAUCAGAUGAACAGCUUGAGGAGCUUUACCAGAAGACAGCAUGGCACUUUGAAGAUACUCGCAAAGGUUCUGCUUACGAUGCAUUCAAGCAAGCAGUAUUAGACCCUUCAAUUUUGGCAGAAUGUGGUUUAGAUGAGCAAACUCAAGAAGUUCUUCUUAGCAACAUCAAAAGGAAACUUACUUCUCAAGCUGUCAAGAUCCGCUCAGACUUUGAAGUUGCCUGUUACGGUUAUGAAGGUAUCGAUGCUGUAAAGCAAGCUCUUCGUGCUGGUUUAGAGUGUUCCACUGAGGAAUUGCCCAUCAAGAUUAAUCUAAUUGCACCUCCUUUGUACGUUAUGACAACAUCAACACCUGAGAAGGCUGAUGGUUUAAAAGCCCUCAACAUAGCUAUUGAAAAGAUUAAAGACAGCAUUCAAUCUUUGGGGGGCAUGUUUACCAUGCAAAUGGCGCCCAAAGUUGUCACAGCCACUGAUGAAGCUGAUCUCCUGCGGCAAAUGGAGAAGGCUGAACUUGAAAAUGCUGAAGUUGCAGGAGAUGAUGAUGAGGAAGAGGAGGAUGAAGGCAUGACAUACAACAGUGGAGGUGAAGAGGAGGGUGAGGAGAAGGAAGAAGUCAAAGAAGUAAAUGGUGUGGAGGAUUAAUGAAAACCCAUUGUAUUGUUCAAAUCAAAUGUGCAUGGUUGAAAAAAAAAAAUGAUAAGAUUGUGUUUUAAAGCCCAGUUGCAAAAUUAUUAUCAUUACAAAUGGUGUGUGUCUCAUUAUCAUUUCCAGUCACAUUAAAUUCCUUGGUUUUGCCUCAUCUGUUUAACAUAACAUACUGUUCCCUGUCUUCGCUGUUUUAUUUAUAGGCUAAAUAAAUUUAUACUCUGUGGUAAA
Messenger RNA from Frankliniella occidentalis (western flower thrips), 1397 nucleotides. It is a transcript of the gene eIF2alpha, whose product is annotated as eukaryotic translation initiation factor 2 subunit 1. The transcript has 6 exons. The record is from RefSeq and is a predicted model, not a curated record. The coding region runs from base 162 to 1163 and encodes 333 amino acids. Gene Ontology annotation, cellular component: eukaryotic translation initiation factor 2B complex; multi-eIF complex; eukaryotic 48S preinitiation complex. NCBI's taxonomy places the organism in Eukaryota, Metazoa, Arthropoda, Insecta, Thysanoptera, Thripidae. Gene Ontology annotation, molecular function: translation initiation factor activity; ribosome binding; RNA binding.